AUGUCUGGCAAAGCCGAGGUCCUAUCACUGCUUUUUCUGAUUAACAAGGCUACGCAGGACGCUCUGGCAGCAUACGACAACGGUGGCCACGACGUUCCCCUCCUUUCAUCAACCGAUGAGCAAUUGGUCCUCGCCUUGUCUGAGAACAUGCAGCUGAAGAAAGCCGUUCGUCUUCUGGAAGGCGCCUGCGACCAGCUCUGUGCUACGCUCGCGCCGCCAGCCCUCACUAUGGUCGACCGUUCUCAAGGACAUUAUGCUCAAUGCCUUCGUACAAUUUUGCGAGCAGGCGUAGCAGAUGUGCUGUACGACCAUCCUGUGGGAAUGCACGCCAGAGAUCUAGCGCCAUUGGUGAAGAUAGAACAGGGAAAGCUCAGUCGCAUCCUGAGGUGUCUGGCGACAAGACACUGCUUCCGCGAAGUCGCAAUCGAUAAAUACGCCCACAACCGGUUGUCCUUGAUGCUCCGCAAAAGCAAUCCGAUCAUGCAUUUAGCUGACGUCUAUCUGACCGACAUAGCUACCGGUGGAAACGUUCUCUAUGAGACGAUCACAGAUCCGCGGUGCAUGAAUUCGGAUGACCUCGCCAAGGCUCCUGUCAUGUACGCCGUCAAUGGACCAGAGAACGAAGGUGCCAUGUUCUUCGACUGGUUGCGAGCUAAUCCUGACAGGGAGGAGAACUUCAACUUUGGGAUGUCGGGCAUAGGCAUCCUAUUUGGCAGUCUCGCGUCGCUUGAAGAUUUCCCUUGGAAGAGCAUCUCAACAGUCUGCGAUAUUGGAUCCGGUGUCGGUGCCUACGCUAUACCUCUCGUUCGACAAUACCCGAACAUCACCUAUACCCUGUGUGACAUGCCUGCGACUGUUGACCAAGGUGAAGAGCUAUGGAGCAGCGAAUGCCCGGACAUUGUUCAGUCUGGGAGGGUACUGUUCUCCGUGCUCAACUUCCUCGAACAAGCCCCACCUCCUGGCCAGGAUGUCUACUAUAUGCGGGCGAUUCUGCACAGCUGGUCGGAUGACCAGGCAAUAUGCAUCCUGAAGAAGAUCCGACAAUCGAUGGGGCCUACAAGCCAGUUCUUCGUCCACGACUACGUGAUGCAACACUUGGUCCGCGAUGAAGAUGAGAGUCAACAGCUGUCCGUUGCGGCCCCCGAACCUAUGCUUCGCAAUUUCGGUGCUGGUAGAAUGCGGGCAUGUAAUCAAGACAUGACCAUGCUGAUAGCGUGCAACGCAAAAGAGCGCACACUUCAGGAGAUGUCAGCACUUGGGUAUCAGGCUGGGCUGCGCGUGGUGAAGGUUUGGGACCUUGCGGAAGCAUGUGUCGUGCAGUAUGAGAUCGCUAGUGCAUCUUGAAUGGAAGUCGAGGUGCUGGACGCAUGUAAAGGCAUCUCCCUGUCAAGCCCAGUAGCCGUCAUAUUUUUCAGAUUCGUGCAUGUGUCACUGGAAAAUGUAUACAGAGAUAGUCAAACCCAGGUAAAGCCUGCCAAGUGCGCCCGGUCGCGGUGUACAGGUGCGGAAAACGGGUGCCGUGUUACAUUCGAAGUCAUUGUGGCUUGUCGAUCAAUAUAAAGGGCCCGGACACAGAAGUGUGGCGACAACUGGCGUUCGGGCUGUGGAAUAAACUUGUCGUUCACAACAAAGUGAUCAGAACCGUAAGUCCACAGAGAGGGUAUCAGU
Molecule: messenger RNA, 1668 nt
Organism: Fomitopsis serialis
Lineage: Eukaryota; Fungi; Basidiomycota; Agaricomycetes; Polyporales; Fomitopsidaceae
Product: S-adenosyl-L-methionine-dependent methyltransferase
Exons: 11
Coding region: 1-1344 (447 amino acids)
Molecular function (GO): O-methyltransferase activity
Source: RefSeq, a predicted model, not a curated record